Molecule: messenger RNA, 26175 nt
Organism: Amoebophrya sp. A25
Lineage: Eukaryota; Dinophyceae; Syndiniales; Amoebophryaceae
Source: the annotation of a GenBank genome assembly
CAAUUUUUCGACAUCAGGCUCUAAAACAAGAGGGAGGAGGACAAGGAAGUCUUCCAAAUCCACAAAGAAGGUGGUCGAGAAUGCUGGGCAAGACUCGGAGUCUUUGUUGCUACAGGUGGAGAUGAAGCUGUUGAAUAAGAGUAGUCUGGUGGAGCAGGCGGCGCAAAAGAAUGAACAUGAACGAGUAAAGGCUCCUGUAGAUCCUUCUACUUGGCCGAUUGCUCAGUUUUUAUGGCUCAGCUCCAACUAGAGAUGUUUCAGGACGAGAGCAAGUUGUAAAUAUGUAGGAAACCAUAACUAUAACCCUAAACUCUUGCCCUCUAAGAGGACAGGAUUCCGGAGGCUUCAGUUGGGGAGACGCACCUUAUCAAGUCUAUAGAGAGGCGUACCAUGAACAGCCAGCCGGAGGGAAGACGCAGUUCUAUAGUAAAGCAACAUUAAGGCUUCAACUGAAAUCCCGUGUAUGCUUGAUAUUGUAUCAUCAUCACUCUAACGCCUAGAAGGCCCUACCUCGUCUAACAACAUGUCAACACCAAACAGGUGUGGGUGUCUUGGGCAUGAUGUGCGGAAGGAACAAGCAACCUCCGACUGGAGCGGUGAAUUUUACGGCUAGUUGAAAUCACUAUCCCAUGUAGGCGGUGCCGAAUGGAGUCUGAUCCUUUGACUUUUUAAACGGGAAAGAAAGUUCCCCCUUCUACUUUCUUUUCCCCCUCGAUCUGAAGGGGAAGCUAUGAGAGGAAAGGGCAACUCACUCAACCAGGGAUAUUGAAAAAACUCCCUUUAAUGAUUGGAUAAUGGCAGGCCAAGAAGACAGCGAGUACGAGGCUAUGUGUGCCAUCAAUCAGUUGAAUCCGAACGGCGGGCAAAAAUUAAGAAUCAACAUGAACUAAGAACCAGACUCUUGUUGUUAAACAUAAAAAGCUCUUUUUGUUAUAUAUAAGAUUGAAUAAAUGCAAGAGCAACCUGUUAGUCUUUUCCUCAUAUCCAACUUGGGUUAGUCCCUCCAAUCAACAUAAGAAACUCGUCUUGGAGUUAAUAGCUAUAAUUAGCAGGAAUUAUACUUGCUUUAUUGGACACCUUGAGUGUGCUCAUUUUCAUCACUAAAUAUAGGCGUUGUUCCAGGGAUGGAUCUUAUAUGUGCGAAGGAUGGCAAAUUUCCUGUUUCCUUGUCUCGAGGCAGCGAUUGCACGGAGAGAAAUGAUCUUAUAUUAAGGCUCAGUAGAGGACUUCACUCCUUCGUCUUCAUUCGUCGGUCUGUAUCUUGCUUCGCCAGUGGCAGAAGAUGGCCACCGGCCGUGCAGUAUGAUGAUGUCAUCACAUAGAGAAAAACAACCGGUCGUUAGCUUUCAACAUCCCUCGUAUUUAUUUUCCCUUCGUCGAGAUAUAGUUCGUUACAUCUGGCAAGGCUAUUCCUUGUCCGUAAUUGAUCGCAAAAGUCUAGUCCUCUCAUCAUUAUUUUCCCUUCAUGAUAGAUUGGCCAUUCUAGAAAGACUGUGGUUGAAAGGCCAAGGCCAAACAAAGGGAAAUGAAGGGCACACGCUUCCUUGGAUCACGAUUCUCGUGACUGAGAGUCGUUGUUUGUGGUUAGAUUGCGCUGGAAACAGAGUCGUUAGAGGUGACUCUCCUUAGGAGGUACUACAGCAUUGGGUGGCCUCACAAGUAGACAGCAAUAGCUACAUAAAAAGAGGCGCCAUGACAUGACAUCCCCUUCAGAGAGACCAACUUCACCUGUGACCAAGAAUGAGCCGCUCCGACCACCUCUAAGUGCAGGCGGAGGUUGCUCCACGUUUGACGCGGGACCCGGAGCUCAGUAUUUAAGGGUUAAAGCCACCUUCUAUUUGUGAUACAGGGGAUGGAUCUCCCUACAGUUGUAUGUAAUUUGUACCAUUGAUUUUGAUACUAGUUGUAUGUAAUUGGCUUCUCCCUUUUUAUAAGGUUGAGGCUUAGGUCCGUAAGGUGGACCGAACGCCGUAGAGCUUUCCACCAUAGUCCCACCGCUCACAUCCCCCUAAUAUAAAGGUGAUUGCUUCUUGCUCUUCUUCCAUGCGUGACGCAAAAUGCGUCACGCGUGACGCAAAAUGCGUCACGCGUGACACAAAACGCGUCACGCGUCACGCGUCACGCGUCACGCGUCACGCGUCACGGCCGACCCAUGGGCCCACAUGAUUCGACUGUGGGCCCACAUGGAUCAAGCGAAGCGUGGGCCCACAUGGAUCAAGCGAAGCGUGGACCCAUGGAUCAAGCGUGGACCCAUGGAUCAAGCGUCGACCCAUGGAUCAAGCGUCGACCCAUGGAUCAAGCGUGGGCCCAUGGAUCGAUCGACUCCGGGCCCCGGGAUCUUCCGCGGCCACCCGAAACCAACACGGAGAACACCCAUCGCGCGCGCGACGCUAGCGGCAUGACUGACACCCACAAGAAGACCAAGAAGAGGCGCCCUAUCUUACUUGGUAAGCCUGCCAGGUAAGGCAUCCACAUACUAAAAAGCCACAGCGUUACGACUAGCCAACGCAUAACCCAUCUACCUCCCUCCACACCCCUGCGCAUCGCACCCGGGACGUUCGUGGCUGCCUAUGCGCCUACUUUCCGCCGCCGUUCUUCUUCACCUUUUUCGCGGCUCGCUUGCCCUUCUCGGCCACCUUUUUCGGGUUUUUACGCUGCUCCUCGGCUUCCUCCUUUUUCCUCGCGCGGUUCCUGGCGUUCCUUUCUGCGUUUUGCUUCCGCCGCGUGUCAUCGGAGACCUUGGCUUUUGCUGCUGCUGCCGCCCUCUGCUUUGCGCGUCGCUUCUGCUGCCGUUGCCUGGCAAGCUGUCGCGCCCGCUCUUCAGCACUGAGCACGCGCCCCGUCUGACUCACUCUGGCAGAGACCAGCAACACCGGCAGCGCCCUCAUCUUUCACCUGGGGCGCCUCGGUCGACUUUGUGGCAGCCGGCACGCUGCUCACGCUUGUGGCGUUUCCAUGGGCCUGCUCUGCUUUGGCAGUCUUUAACAGCGAGCCCCUGCCGACGAAAUGCGAAAACGGUCGCAUCUCAUUCACCUUCUUCCCAACCUUUGGCCUCGCCUUUUCUGCUUUUUUUGUUAGAAAACGGCCGAGGGCUGUCGUCUCCUCUUGCCUGCUUACUUCGAUACACCUCAGAGGCUAUAGAUCGAGAAACACAAAAUAAAGAGACAACAACCCCCCACCCUUAGCUUCUUCUUCUGCUCGCUUCUCCACUUCCGAGAUCGCUCAGCUGCCUUCGUCGUCGCGAUCCUCCGAACACGACCCGCCCGAGCGAAAGACCGUAACCGGCGCGCCAGCUUUCUUUCGUGGAUGGCGGCGCUCCGGCUAUCGAGUUGGUUUACACGCAGCACAGAGCUCGCGCCCUUCUUUUCCGCUUUUUUUCUGCGGGUUUCCCGCUCGCGAGCUUGGUACUCUCGUUCCCGACGCGAUGCCGCUACGCGGUCCGCCUCGCGCUUUUUUCUUUCAGACGGAAGCCACCUCUUGAAGAUGAGCGGCGCCACCAUGUUCGAGACACUUGCCGCAACAGUCGCGAGCGCUUCCGCUUGUGUGUGCGCUGCUGUAGGCCACCUCCUCAGAAGUGCCGCGCCCAUCUUCAUGAAGAGGAAGCAGCUGAGCUUAGUCUCCAACAGCGGCCGAGUCUGGCGGUAAACACUGGCGCCCAACGUGCCGACUUCGCGAUGGAGCGCCUCGUUUCCAGCAGUGCCCGUUCCGUGUUCGUGUGCUUCAAAAGGCGACAUCUCCGCGAGUCGGAGACUGUGGUUGCGUAAAAAGCUGUAAUGGUCGCACUGUGCCGGCAGAAGGUCAGAGAGCUUCUUCCCGCUCCGUUUGUCUUUGCGGCUAAGUUUUUCGCCCUCCGCUAUUGCGACGACCGAGACAGCGCCGAGCUUCUUCCCAAAGUUUCCUCAGUAGACGAGUCCCGUAAGAGCUCGCGGGCAUCUUCAGCUGACAGACUGACACCCUCCGCAUAUCCUGCGCGGCUUUGUUCGGCGUCAGCAGAUCCAACACGUCGAAAGGUCUCACCCGCCAGGGGACUUCUUGGACAACCGAAAAACUGCAUCGCAAUCGCGUGAACCUUUUCGGAUACCCUGUUCGGCUUUUCUCCGCUGACCUUUUCCAGGCGGGUCUUCAGGUGUACUGGGUCUUCCGUUAUUGUUCGCAAGUUGGGGAAGAGUUCACGCAAGGCCUCAUAGCCAGAAAGCAAGACCUUCGGCGAGUCGCAGCAGAUCGAGAGCACCCGCCCACGAUGCUCGGCCGGGACAGACGACCGCAAGAAGUCCAGGAUGUUUUCAAAGCUCUCACUUUUCGCGAGCUGGAUGCCAAGUGCUGCGCCCAGGUUAGAGGAUGAGGCAUCGGCCUACCAAAAUGCUAGAGCGCUCAUCUGCUUCCCCCUUUUCAUUCAUAUUUAUCAACCAUAUCGGCAAGCUGUAAGAAUUAGCUAGCAGCUGCCUGCGAUGGUGCGCCAAUAAUAGAAAGAAGAACCACAACACCCACGAAGCGGAAUCCCUUUCGUCUUCAUCUACAUGCAUCACGGCGCUGACUAGGGGCAUACUUACUACGAGCUUGCUAAUUAAUCAACUGGCACCACACAAGUGAGAGAAGCAGCGCCUACAUGGUACUGACCUAGAUCAUCCCCAUAACGGUGCGGCCCUUUAACGUGAGGCAUUUGUUGCUGGUCGCCCCAGUCUUGCCGGCAGGAAUGUCUCCGAUAAUCGAUUGCGCUUGUUAGAGCUGCCGGGAGAAGUCUCGGCCACUUUGGAAGAAUGGGGCCCCCUUAGUUGCCACCUCCUCAACAUGUAAAGCAAUAGCUCUGGAGAAUCCUGCGAAUCACCAACGGGCUUAGUAUAAGGAAACCACGACCAACGAUCGCCCGACCUCCAUCAGAACGGGCCCCAAGAUAGUCCUCUGGCUAGGCAUAAAGCACAGAGCACCGGGGCCGCUUUUAUUUGCCAGCAGAGACCUAAGCUACUUACUACCGAGAAUAUUGCACCCACCCACACAGGGGGGGCCUGUCCUAAAAAAAACACGAAAGGCCAUAAGUGACGUUGGCCGUUCCAUCGAUGCCGAUAUCUCUGCACUCGUCGAAGAUCUCGCACAAGUUCAACCGCAUGGCCGCCAACAUGUCAGCGAUCGUCUUGCCCUGAAAGAUGCGCUGCAAAAUCUGGGACAACACUCGGCGACACGGGAAAAGACACACGAGGCCGCAUUCUUCGGGUGGCCGCUUACUCCUGAGCGCUUCGCUGGUCAACCUCACAAGGAUGGAAGAAGGUCGGCCCUUGGUCUCGAGGGCGUGCGCCGUCACAUCCUUCAAAAGCUGCUGCGUCACUGCAAGACGUGUCGAAAGCCUCUCCGCCGCUAAGACAUCAGGAUGAUCAGCCAACAAGAGGCGCCCGCCUGUUGUGUCGAUCACAACACGAAAAUCCUCACGACAUCCUCCGAGCGAAGAGCCACGCGGACUCCCUUCUUGAUGGUUUCGAUUCCACAGCCGCACACGCUCCGCGGCGUCUCGCAAAGGUGUCGGCGGUUCUGUCUCCACAUGGAGCGCCCUGAUGCCGCUCGCGCUGGCUUGCGCCACAGCUUGCACGGACACGCCGGCACUACCUGGAGAGAAAGAAGGCCAUCACUCGAGCAGAAGAAAGUCAGGCGAAAUAAGAUAGACGGAAACACUUCACGCAAUUCAAUAGACUGGGCGACUGAUGUGAAAGACUGCGGCUCAAUACUUCCAAGAAAAAAAGAAAGAAGAGCGAUAGCUGGAGGGACUGAUCUGAAUACCAGCCAGCGCACCCAAAUCCCACGGCGGUGGAAAUUUCUUCUGCGACGCUUUUGAGGUGUCAUCAUACAAAGCGCGCGCUAUGGCCAUGAAUCCACGGAGAGGAUGCUCCAGCGACUUCUUCUUCCGGUCGUUUUUUGCGACUAGAUGCAUCCGCUUCACAUGACUCGCGAGCGAGAUGGCAUGCUUGAAGCUCUUGUAAGGGCAAAGAGCACAAUGCCACACCUUCCCAGGGACACAAUUCCCCUGCCGCCGAAGUGUCAUCUGACGCUGUUGGUCCUCCCGGUAUGCUUGCCAGCAGACAUCGCUGUAACGCUGUGCUUCUCCUGUAACUGCUUCACAGAACAACACAUCAGCCCCGUCGCUUGUCGCUACACGCGUGAGAAGCUGGCCAGCCUUAGCGGAAAUAUUUGCACCAAGACGAAUCCCUACAAACUGCGCAGGACCCGCCGCGACAGUCAGCGCCGCGCCCUCUGGUGGCUGCAACAGCCCAACUUCUUCAGCAACCUCUGGCGGGCACAAGCUUGGGGGUGUGCUCACGCGCGACCCCUUUCGUUUGCGUUUCCCCGUCUUCUUCUUCUUCUUCUUCAUCAGGCGGAUUUUGUCCGUCUGUUCUUCUUCUGAAGACGCCUCGACGUCUUCCCCGCUUUCCGAGGCAUCCCUCUUGCGCUGUGAGGGCCCGCCUUCUGUCUCUGCCUCCUCCUUUUUGCUGUGCGGUUCUGCAAGCUCAACCAUCGAAGAGCCUCCCGCCUCUGCUUCGUCGAUGCUGUCUACCCUCUCACCGAAGACGAGGCUGAUCUCGUUCCCGAUCUUACGAAGAGCAUCCACAAAAGAGCGAACUGCCGCCACUGAGUUGUCAUUGCAGAAAUACCAGACACCCUCGCGCCGCACUACUGCAACGUAAUGCCCGCUCUCGACAUAGCGGCCGACAUGACGCACGAGGCCCGUCACCCUGAACGUCGCACCCCCUAAAGUGAAGAACUCACUUGGCACAUUGAUGGGCGUGACCAUUUUCAUCCCGUUCAGCGCCUGCCGCGGGGGAAUCUCGAUAGCGCACGCCUUUGUGCUUAGACCAUCACCAGGAAGCGAGUGGCUAUUCUUGAACUGUACGUGUCGACUGAACUGGCCGCAAGGCUGCGAACCUGGUGCGCCACUGUCUUCAGAACAUGUCACAUCUGGCGCCGUGUUGCCUUGUUUGUCCAGGAGCUUCUGGAGGGACAAGCCCCGCAGAGGAAGGCCCUCAGUCCCAGCCGUGACCAUCGGAUGAGGAUCCGAACAGGUUCGACACACUCCACCACAACGCCGGCACGGGUUUACUCGUUCCGUUUCUGUCAUCACCAUGGUCACGGUGCCACCAAAUUCGUCCAAAAGACGCCCGCAAAGCUCUCCCGAUGAAUGCUCGAACCUUUUCCCAAAAUCAGCCUCAUACCGUGGCCCCCAAGGAGCGUCACUGCUGAAAGAUUAGGGCCAAGCCGAUAGCACAGGCGAGAAGCAGACGAGACCCGUCAGAGAAAGGAAGAAACAUAGAAAGGGGCCGGCGCCUAGGGUGUUGGCGCCAGUUCUAAGACCGAGCGCAGUCCAAAGGCUAAACCUCAUUGCUCAACUUUAUGAAGCCCGUCAGCGUAGUAAGUUCAAUCAUCCAGCCACGACGCCCUUCGUCUUCAAUCACAUCAAUACCGAGGCCAUGGCUAUGGCGCUAAUUCUACUAAAGUCAUAGACUAGAUCUCAAAUAGUCGACACUGAAAAACGAGGGGAGCGCCAGGCAGUAACCAACAAGCCGGCGCGCGCACGCUCACGUCUUUCGUUUUCCCUUGAAAUAACAACGACGACACCGGAGCCAUAAUUAACUAUCCGCAGGAAAGAGCUGCAAAGGCUCCAAACCGAGGCCACUCUGCCUCAUUGUCCUCAACACAUCCGCCAGCCAAGAGCGCGGGCAGCUCCUCAACGUUUCCGCAGCAAUUAGAAAGGCCCACCCCUGAAAAAAAGACACAGACCACAGCGACGAGCCCCCAAAAGGCUAACCCCCAAGCAAGAUGGAAACUACUGCAAAGAUUUCAGAGCUAGGCUAUCCUUACCCAUAAGGCAAGAGGCUGACACGUCUGCCAGCACUGAAGGACAGCGUGCGCGAAGCAUCUGGUCUGCGCAGUAAAUGUCUUGCGCUUGUCGCCGUUCCUACUCUCACCACCGAAGACAUAGACUGGAGUCACGAGGCCACGCGGAACCACUACCGCCGCGGGGCUUAAGCCUUGCGCCAUUGUCUCCGGUUUGCUUUUCUUCUUUUCUGUUUUGAAAGAGCGCGGCGGCGAUCUCGAGGCAAAUCGACCCCCUGACGUCUCGCCAAGCCACUAGCUUCGCGAGGCGAAUCCGGUUGCUUCUCGCAAAGCCCCUAGGGUAGGUAGUAGGCAAGAGGCAAACUCGUCAGAGCCGGCUGUCGCAAGUCCACUAGUAGCCAAGAGGCAAACUCAUCGGAGCCAGCUGUCGCAACGCCACUAGUAAGGAAGAGGCAAACCCGUCGGGCAGGCCAGCUGUCGCGAAGCCGCUAGUAGCUAGGACCCGUUGGCUCGCAACACCUCAAAGACGCCGCUUCGCAAACCCGUCCGAAGCCGUUGCUUCGCAACACCUCAAAGCCGCUGCUUCGCAAAGCCGCCCGAGCGUUGCUCCGCAAAAUCUCAAAUGCGCCGCUUCGCAAAACCGUUCGAAGCCGUUGCUUCGCAACACCUCAAAGCUGCCGCUUCGCAAAAUCGUCCGAAGCCGAUGCUUCGCAACGCCUCCAAGCUAAGUCCGUUGUCGUCGUUGGAAUGAAUUGCGCUUAAUUAUCUGUUCGCGGUUCUGCGGUUCUCCCUCAGAUGCUGCUUGGGAUGCUGAAUUAUCUGCCGCCGUGCUAUCCCGUGGCCAGCUGCAAGACAAGACGUCACCCCAAGACGUAGCAGGGAGAAUUGCAGCCGGCCUUAACGCUUGCCGCGCAACCGCCUGAAGCUGUUUGCUGUUUCGCAAAACUUUUGAGAAGCCGCUUUUUCGCAAAGCCACAAAGCCGCUGCUUGCUUCGCAACACCUCCGAAAGGCCGUUACUCGCAAAACCACAAAUCCGGCACUUGCUUCGCAAAACCUCAAGCCGCUGCUUAUUUCGCAAAACCGUCCGAAGCCGUUGCUUCGCAAAACCGUUCGAAGCCGAUGCUUCGCAAAACCGUUCGAAGCCGAUGCUUCGCAAAACCGUCCGAAGCCGUUGCUUCGCAAAACCACAAAGCCGCUGCUUCUUCGCAAAGCUGUCUGAAGCCUAUGCUUCGCAAAAUCGAUCGAAGCCGUUGCUUCACUAAAUCGAUCGAAGCCGUUGCUUCGCGCAACCGUUCGAAGCCGUUGCUUCGCAAAACCACAAAGCCGCUGCUUGUUUCGCAAAACCACUAGGCCAGCUUUUUCCGUUUGACUUCGAAUGGGUUUCCUGUUAGUGCUACUGCGAUUCUCUCUUGUGUGCUGCUUGGGGUGAAUCUUCCGUCGUGCUCUCCCGUGGCCGGCUGCAAAGAUGUCACCCCAAGACUCGAUAGGGAGAAUCGCAACCGACCGCAACGCUGCUGCGGCCGUGGUCUGGGUGUCGUGUACUACGGUCGAACGCAUGAAGAAGAAGCUGCUGCUGCAGGUCCACUACUCUACUAGAAGAUAGAGGCCACGUAAACACGCGCGGAAAAGGGGAAAGCUGCUUAUCGGAGAAGUAGAGCUUGACGUAGAAGCACUGCUUGCUGACCGGGCCGCACUGUCUUCGUUAGCUAACCGCUUUACUAGAGGUCGCCGAGAGAAAAAAAAUUUUUACGCUUUUACUCCAUCGGCAGUCUUCGCCAGUCCGCGUAGCGCACCCACGCAAGAAGACUGAAUGCUGCUUCUGGGCACCCACGUCACCAAGAAGAAGAUAGAUAACGCAAGCAAGCGCUUUCCGUCAGUUAGCCAGCGCGCUCCUUCUGCUUAUCUUGUUCUUCGUGUAUCUAUCGUAUGUCGCUGAUAGUAUUGCUAUCUAUCCUUAUGUUGUUGGUUUUUUAUUUUUUCAAGACACGAGACUAGUGUAGUUGUAUCGUGCUAUUCAACUGCGGCAGUUGUUCGUCGUUGCCAUCGUUUUACUGUGCCGAAUGAUCGAAGUCGGGUUCGGUUCUCGGCUGUUGCACCAAUGUAACCAAGAUUGACUGUUCUCUCCACGCAACAACUGCCAUCCAUGUAUUUGAGAUUGCGUGAGCACUUGAGUACUUUGCUCAAGUUGUAGCCAAGUUUCAGGAAACUUACUCACUUUGUUGCUUACGUGUUGCUUACUUGCAUAUACGUGAAAACGUAGUUACAAUCUAGCUCAAAACAAACGUAGACUACAUCGUCGAAGGAUGGCCAUAGGUUGAGAAUCGUUCAAGUGUCUCAGUCUUGUUUUGUCGUGCUUCUUUUUUGUGCUUGUACUUACGUGCGCACCGUUCUUACGUUCUGAACUGAACUUGCGCGCUCUCGCUGACAAACGUCUAAACUCAUGCGAAGUUCUGUCAUACAUGACCGAUUUCAGGCUUCGCACUUGGACCUUCACAACGUGCCAGCUCUCUUGACAACUCUUGACUGUCAGUUCUGGUUACGCAUAUACGUGACAACGUAGCUGCAAUCUAUCUCAAAACAAAACUAGACUACAUCGUCGAAGGAUGGCCAUAGGUUGAGAAUCGUUCAAGAGUCUCAGCCUUUUUUUGUCGUGCUUCUUUGUUGCGCUUGUACUUACGUGCGCGCCGUUCUUACGUUCUGAAAUGAACUUGCUUACUCACGCUGACAAACGUCUAAACUCAUGCGAAGUUCUGCCAUACAUGACCGACCUCAGACUUCCCACUUGGACCUUCACAGCCUGCCAGUUCUCUUGGCAGCUCUUGGCUGUCAGUUCUGCCUACAGCUAAGAGGCACGCGUGGACUUUUACGCUCAGGCUGGUGCGCAAGAUGCUCCCCUUCGUUCUGCUUCUCUUGAUCUUGAUCCUUUGAACUAAUUAUAUGCAGAAGCCUGCUGUCUAUUUUUUGAAAAAGGUGCGACGUAGAUUAUCAAGGGUCCACAGAUCUAUCAAGGGCCCGCGGAUGGGAUCUAUCAAGGAUCCACGGAUCUAUCAAAGAAAGAUCCGUGGAGCGAUCGAAGAUCCGCGGAUCUAUCAAGGAUCCACAGAUCUACAUCUAUCAAGGGCGCGCGGAUCUAUCAAGGACCCACGGAUCUAUCAAAGAAAGAUCCGUGGAGCGAUCGAAGAUCCACGGAUCUAUCAAGGAAAGACCAGCGGAGCGAUCGAAGAUCCGCGGAUCUAUCAACGAUCCACGGAUCUAUCAAGGAAAGAUCCGCGGAGUGGUCGCAGAUGAGGCCCGCGGAUCUAUCAAGGAUCCCCAGAUCUAUCAACGAUCCACGGUUCUAUCAAAGAAAGAUCUGUGGAGCGAUCGAAGGUCCGCGGAUCUAUCAAGGAUCCACAGAUCUACAUCUAUCAAGGGCGCGCGGAUCUAUCAAAGUCCCACGGAUCUAUCAAAAAAAGAUCAAGAUCCACGGAUCUAUCAAGGAAAGACCAGCGGAGCGAUCGAAGAUCCGCGGAUCUAUCAAGGAUCCACAGCUCUACCAAGGAUCCUCGGAUCUAUCAAGGAUCCACGGAUCUAUCAAGGAUCCGCGGAUUUAUCAAGGAUCCCCGGAUCUAUCAGAGAAAGAUCCGCGGAGCGAUCGAAGAUCCACGGAUCUACCAAGGAUCCGAUCCACAGAUCUAUCAAGGACUCACGGAUCUAUCAAGGGUCCACGGAUCUAUCAAAGCAAGAUCCGUGGAGCGGUCGAAGAUCCACGGAUCUAUCAAGGAUCCACAGAUCUAGACUCGUCAAAAUCAGGCCCCUCCUGCCCGUUGUUGCGUGCUGCGUGACGCUUGAAAUUGAGGGCAGAUAUUUCAUCCCCCCCGAAGCUCUGGGCGUGACGCGGUGGGCGUCACGCGUCACGAAACAGCUCUACGGCGUUCAGUAAGUCCCAGCGGCGCUCAAAGCACUAACUAAAGCAGCCGGCUAGUUUUACCUCUAGAGACUUAGCCCUUCCAACAAAACUAGUUGUAUGUAAUUUGUACUACUGGAAAACUGAAAAUAACCGAGUUACUGACUGAAAUAAGGGAGGCAGCCUUGACAGGGCUACUCGUCCUUGUUUAGUAUCUCGCUUACUUUAUGUAGUUACUCGCUUAUUUCAGUUUAUCGAAUAGGUAGUCGUGACCCGAGUGGUCAGAGGUGAAGGCGAAGGAGUAGGACGAGAGGGAGAGAAGAGAGGACAUAUACGAUGACUGUAUUCAGGUCACCCAACAUCCACGGAAGUGAGCCAGGUCUUCGGGAGGCUCAUUGUGCAGGAUUCACAACCUCACCUAAAACCAAAUGAAAUCAAACAUGCUGAAGAAGGAAAAUACUAAAACUUUUCAUACUUACAUCUGGGGAACGACUUAUAUAUAGUUAUUAUCUAGUUUCAAGAACCUGCUUUAAGAUAGGACGGCGAUGAAGGUCUUGGAGCGAUAAAAGCGACUUACCCUGGUUUCGGCGGCGGUGGACGGGCGAUUAUGGUCAGCUUUUAUCCAUCUUUCUCGGCAUCUUGAUCUCCUUUUGCCUUGUAUUCUCAUGAAAUACAAGGUGAAAGGGAUCGAGAUGAGGUGACCAAGAUGGAGCAAAGCCGAGUCUAAGCCGAAGUGGAUUUGUGAAGUAACUCCCAAAACCAGCAUCAUCUGGGAUACUUUAUGGCAUCGCCAUUCUAAUUCCAAACAAAGCUCACCAUUUCUGUGAAUGGUGUAAUUCUGGAGUGAAUGGAUGUAAGUCUUUGUAUAAAUUUCAACAAAAAGAAUGGCCUUUGUUCUCCGUCGGCGGCAGCUGUUCGGGGAUAUUAUAAUUAUAGUCUAAAUAAACAAAUCCUACUCCUACACUCUUCUGAGUAGAUCAUGUGGAGUUGGGAUGCUUGUGCUCCAUGCACUGGCCUUUCUGCUUCGGGAAAGUUAGUAGCUGUUCUCCUAUUGUAUUCUUUCCACCUUAUUUUACCCGCAUUUUCACUGAUAGUAUAUGAUGGGAGCAGCAAGUAAGGAUUUUUUGUAUAAUGUGUGAUCAAGGGGGAGUAUUUGAUUCCCCGCUACUUCGUUUUAAAAGGGAGAUAUUAUCCGCGGCUGGCAUCUGUAGAAAGAGCAGCGUCAUCUAUCAUGUUGAGCUUGAUGACGUAGUUAUCUAGCAGGUAAGAACCUAACCUAUUAGUAUUACUGUUGGAACAUUCGAACACAGACUGUUACGUCGCGUGUAGUUUCUCAUUGAGAAGCGCUGGAGUUUGAUACAGAUUGCACUAACAGCCUGAGACAAAUGAUCUCUGGCUGCUUUGAUCCCUGUGGAUGUUCAUUGGGGUUGCAAGGAGGAAGUCUCAGCUUCAUCAUUGGGAUUCCAUGUUGUAUGGGGAAAACUUCCAUACGCUUCUUAUGGAAACGCUUAUGCUAUCAUCAUUGAUUCAUACGAUCAUCCAUAUGUUCUUUGAACUGAUCAGAACUGACAAAACGCUAUGAACCUGAUUACAGCUUGAACAUUCGUUAUUCCUGCUAUCUGAAUACGUUGAAGGUCUUUUGCCUGUUGAUCGUUGAUUUUGGAACCAUACGCAUUUAGGUCUGUGGGUUAUCUCUGAGAUCUUUCCGGUGUUGCUUUGUCCUUGACUGUGUUGGGAGGCUUGAGCCACAUACGAGAGAGAGAGGAGAAACCGCCGACACCCGCGCCAACUAAGGCCAACGCGUUGAAAGUGGUGCCGGUGGGUACCUUGUUCGCCUGGCGAUCUUGGUCAUUUUGAUGAUCUUCAUCCUUCUGAUCUUGGUGGAUCUUUGUGAUAGNGUGUUGCUUUGUCCUUGACUGUUUUGGGAGGCUUGAGCCACAUACGAGAGAGAGAGGAGAAACCGCCGACACCCGCGCCAACUAAGGCCAACGCGUUGAAAGUGGUGCCGGUGGGUACCUUGUUCGCCUGGCGAUCUUGGUCAUUUUGAUGAUCUUCAUCCUUCUGAUCUUGGUGGAUCUUUGUGAUAGUUCAAGGAUUUACGACCAUGACCAACACCCCUCCUCAGUCGUUGCGUGUCGAAGUCCCUAGUCUCAGGACUAUCCACGGAAAUCAUAUCUCCUAACUAUUCGUCUAUGGCUACGGUAUACUUGCCUAGAAACCAAAAUAAACCAGUAUUGAACUAGUUGGCCACUUCUCCGAGGCGAGCACAGGACGGGCCGGGCCCUUCCUCUGGGUCGCCGUGUCUCACCUCGUAUCCAGGCCUUGCCCGGCGGCUUCACAGCAUGGAUGCCGUUCCUCAGCCCUCCUAGUGGCGGGCAUUUUCGAAUUCUGACCUCUGUCGGAUUCGAACCCUGCGUCAUUCAGAUCCGGAGAAACUGAACUGAGACACUUGACCACUAGGCGAAAUGGCUACUCUUUUUGUAAGUUAAAUCUUCAUAGUUGACUUUUGUUUAUCGGGUUAUCUAUAUGGUGAAAUAGUAGUCUACGUUGAGACGAGCUACGUUCUAGGUUAGUUAAGCCAUCAGCCUUCACUAAGUUAGUUAGUUGGACAGAAAACUAUCUUACUGGCCGCAUCACGCACACGCAAGUAGCGAAGUGCAUAAUGGCGACUCUUCAGGCAUGUGUCAGUUGCUUUAGUUGUUGCGAUCUCGGAUUGGUUGUCGAUCCAGAGCACAGCAUUGUCUAAAGAGGGAGACAAACCGUUCUGCGUGUGCACCAACUGAGUUGGUAGAGGCCUAUAGAAGUCUGUAAAGUCAUGCAGCUCACUAAGCACAAUUGUGUCAGAAGCUGCAGUAUAUUCACUUUCAGCCGUAGAAUGAGCGCGGACAGUUUGCCGGUUACUUCUCCAACAAGCGACUGCAACGCCUUUGAAAUUAAAUACAUGAUCUCUCUCUUGCGUUCUCAUAGUUUUCACGCAGUUGGCGAAGCCUGCAUCACUAAAGAUAUUCACCUCUGGCCUAUCUCUGCCUUCAGGUAAUAACUUUGGAUAGAUUCUUCAAUUGGAUUCUUCUUCUUGUUCUGGUGAGUAUUCCAGUCCUUGGUCUCUCGUCACCAGAUACUUCAGCACUUUUCUGGCUGCUUUAACCAUUCUUGUUGACGUAGGUUUGCUGUCAUGUCUAACCAACGCCUGCCACCGGUACAGAGAUGUCCGGGCGCGCGGUUACAGCUACCCAUAGUAAGGCACCAACUACCUCACGAUAAGGAUACCCAUCGACUAUCUUGAUCCCCUCCUCAAGAAAAGUCGACUCGUCAAAAUAGGGCGAGUAAACCGGAUUCCCGACUUGGGUUUCAAAUCUCUUUGCGAUUCUAUCAAUGUACUCUUCCACGUUGAGCCGAUAUGUUCGAGCUUCACGACAGUAGUACACGACGGCACCUAAGAAGUCCUUGGUGACAUCUUGAGGAACUUCUCUGGUGCUUUCGCUCUCGGUUUUCUCCAUAAGCCUGGCGCAGAAUCACACGGCUCCCAGCCAAGAGUGGCUAGUAUGUCGUGACAUUUCUUCUUCUUGAACCAUGCCCGUGGUGCGUCCUUCAAGCUGUGUAAGGCCUUCUUGGGCUUCACGAUCUCGCGUCCAUGCUUCUCGGCCCAGAUGGAAUGGAUGGGAGAUGACAGAAGACAUCGCGAUCGAGUUCAGCAUUGAGGGACGCAGAAUCUAAAUCGAACGGGAUCACAUAGUCCUGCUCUGACGUAGCAGAGGUCAGGAGCAACCUAUUUGCGGUAUGUGAAACUACGGGAGCAAAGGUGUUUGGCUCUCCUGAACGAUCUAGAUUACCGAGGACACAAGCACAAGCCUUGUAUCUUCCACGUCUUUUGAUAGUUAGAUUUAUGGCAAUUGGUCGAGCCUGUCACGCGGUCGCAGGCUCCUCGUCAGAAGCUGCUUUCCACGUUUCAAAGGCUAGCAGUCUCGCAUGCUCAUCUCAAUAACCUCCUGCCACUUAUCGGCAUCGGGGACUUGAGUGCUUGAGCAACGGACAAAAUCGCACAUGAUUCGACGAGUUCCUCAUCUUCGUCGAGUUCACACAUGCCACCAGCUUGCACUAGCGAACAGCGCCAUACUUUUCCUCAAUUCUUCUAACUGUUUCUUUGUUCUUCGUACCCUGCUGCCUGCCUUGUCCUUAGCUCCUUUCGGUCGGCCACGCUUCUCGCCGUGUGUAUGGCGUUCGCCUGCCACAACACGUGCUGGAGAAGGCGCUUUCAACCUAGACGGACUAGGCGGAGCAGAUGUCACGCGAUCCUUCGCUUCAGCUUUCCCCUCCUCAAGUGAAACACCUUUAGGAGAGUCAGCUGCGUUGGAUUCCUCUACUUUAUCCAGUAAUCUCUUCGGAAAUUCCGGUCGGUCCACCUGGAAUGUGCUCCGUGCCAGAGAACCCCGAUUGAUGAUCCAGCCUUAGCUCUGAGUCUGACUGUCCAAGCAAGGGGGAGCCCAGCUACGACGCGCCACCCAGCAGGUUUCCCAGUUCGUCAGACUCUAUGUAGAUGCCCUUUGAUCUGGCAAAAGCCAAUCAAUAUUCUGUAUUAAGUAGUCCUCUCUGGACAGACUUUACAUCUCGGGUAGAGUAUUCCGCCCAUCGAUCUCGAUGUCCAAGCUUGCAACGAUCGCCAUGAGCGAAAGUUCCAACCAACCAACCAGAUGACUUCGGACAGAAUCCAAGGGAAGACGCCACGGCGGUACUUGGCCAAGAGCUUGGGUUCAGGAGGGUUGGCUUGGAUUUGUUCACGAAAGUGAACUAGACAACCAAAUCGACGGAGCAUGUCGAUUGAAGUGAACUCUUCGACGAGUUUCUACCAGUCCUUUAUUCCAAAACUCAGUUGGACUCUUUCCAUCGUUUUGAGGCAUUUUCGCGUAGUUAUGCGGUAAACAAUCCCAGCAGUCACCAGCGUACUCGACGUAGUAGCUUCCAGAGACGUUUAUCAACUUAGUCAGCAUUGUGCGAACACUGCCGAACAAAGUCCGCAUAAAACGUUCGCAGGUCUCAUUCAAUCCAGAUUAUAAGGAACAGCCGGACUGUCUGAGACUCGCAGCGAUUGCAUAACUUUGGUCAUGUCGUCACUGCUCAGGACAGGUUCUCCAUCCCUCAGGAGGAACCAUACUACCUUGUCAUCAAGAGAUAAGGAGUAGUCCUGGCGAAUGCCUUUUGGUCACUUCUUCUAUUUCCUCCACGCAGUCACUUUACAGCUUAAGCGGUCGACGCACACCUUCUUAAUUACAUUACAGAUAAUCACUAAUGCGCAUCCCUUUGACCUAACUGAUAUGGGUUUGCAAUUCGGAGAAUCUCUAGGUUUUGCAUGUGGUGCGCGUUGGCCUUUCUGUAGAUCGCACUCAGGACAAUUUACCUGGAGGCCAUCUAUAUGAAAGUGCCCACACCUUCUAUGACGUUCGAGUCUUGUAAGAUAACAUCUACUGACUCCUUCUUCUACUGUUGAACAAAUAUAACCACCAUCAGUCUCUUCUUUGAGUAAGUUUGUGCGUAAGUGUGGAAGCUGCAGGCGUGGAUGGUUUCUUAUGGGUAUGGCCUGGCCGGUGUCCGUAUGUACGAGACAACCACCUGUGCCUUUGAAGUUGAAUUCCCAUCCUAAUUGCGAGCAGUUCCCUUCACCUAGCCGAAGUAUAAUACGAUCUAAGUCUUUUUUUCUAGUGCUGCCAGUAAUCCUACGAAUUCUCAUAGUUAUAUCAAUGACCUAUCUUUGUGCUUUGAGAGAUAUUUGUUUCCACGACUAUCAACCAAGAUAAUCUCUUUUCUUGCAGCAAUGGAACUAGUUGAAAGACUAUGUCCUAUCAGUUUUAUCUCCCCCAAUAUUAUCCACAGCUAUUCCAUCUGCAGUCUCGUCAUCGUCCAAAUUCAGCUAGUAAAGUCCACUCUCCACCGGUUCCGCGUCUCGGCUCUGCCUUGCGACAUUUUGGCUGCGUCCUCCCGGGUGGUAACUCCGUUAGGAAUACCAUGAGGAGCGGCCGCCAUGCCAACUACAUUCGGGUAGUUUUGAGGCAAGUCGAGUUUCUUCGCAGGACAUUUUGUUUCUGCAUGAAUUUCUACUCUAUGUUGAGCCAGACUCAAGGGUCAAAGCAGUGUUGGAACAUUCGAACACAGACUGUUAAGUCGCGUGUAGUUUCUCACUGAGAAACGCUGGAGUUUGAUACAGAUUGCACUAACAGCCUGAGACAAAUGAUCUCUGGCUGCUUUGAUCCCUGUGGAUGUUCAUUGGGGUUGCAAGGAGGAAGUCUCAGCUUCAUCAUUGGGAUUCCAUGUUGUAUGGGGAAAACUUCCAUACGCUUCUUAUGGAAACGCUUAUGCUAUCAUCAUUGAUUCAUACGAUCAUCCAUAUGUUCUUUGAACUGAUCAGAACUGACAAAACGCUAUGAACCUGAUUACAGCUUGAACAUUCGUUAUUCCUGCUAUCUGAAUACGUUGAACUUGAAGGUCCUUUGCCUGUUGAUCGUUGAUUUUGGAACCAUACGCAUUUAGGUCUGUGGGUUAUCUCUGAGAUCUUUCCGGUGUUGCUUUGUCCUUGACUGUGUUGGGAGGCUUGAGCCACAUACGAGAGAGAGAGGAGAAACCGCCGACACCCGCGCCAACUAAGGCCAACGCGUUGAAAGUGGUGCCGGUGGGUACCUUGUUCGCCUGGCGAUCUUGGUCAUUUUGAUGAUCUUCAUCCUUCUGAUCUUGGUGGAUCUUUGUGAUAGUUCAAGGAUUUACGACCAUGACCAACAAUUACCUAGAAAUUCUAACACACGACAGAAGCGCGGCGCUCUCGACCUCCUCGGGGACCAGUAAAUCUCAUUGCGUGAGGACACUAGGCGACCACCCUUCGUUAAGCAGGGUUGCCACAUUCUUGCAUUCCUCGCAACUACCCUCCUUGACCACUUGUUUCCCCUUUCUAGCAGGAGCAAGGGGGUCAGGGAAGAUGGUCGGAAGAAUGCGCCAAUGUUGCAACCUUUAACUUUGGUUAGGCGCUAUCUGUACAGGAUGGAGCAGAGCGUAACGACGAACGUGGAUUCUGAAGGGGAGCUGGAAUGCGUGACCACUGAUGCGCAUAUAACAAGUGUCGGCUGUAAACCAGGUUUACGGCUAUUGUUGCACCGUGAAUGAGCCAUCUACACGACCAUCUUCUACAUCAUCUUCUUCCAGCUCUGGCUUUCGAGGUAAGGCCAGGGUCGUGGAACGCUCUUGGAAUAGACUAAAAAAAGAUGCGUUGUUGAGAGAGGAUGGGUCGUUCCUUGUUGGUAUCUCGAACAGGUGGCAGUAACGUAGUGGAAGGAACUUGGUUGAAAUCUGCGACACGCGGUGUUUGCAGGGUCGUGUCGGAACCUAACAAAUCUCCUGGUGGUGGUGAGAAUGUGCAAAUUUUAAGGCAGUGUCCUUGAUAUUGUUUAGUCUCCCAGAUAGUACAUGUAAGACUAUGUGAGACUCAUGCCAUGCCAUCCUCUAGGACAAGUCGGUCGACUUAAAGAAACUUUCGAUCGGAGGGCCAACAUGGAGACGACUACAAGGAGGAUGCUGUAGUUACUACAUAAUUGCACCAACCGUUCAACGUGGAGAAGUGAAUGUUCUACCCUUCGCUUCUAUUAUAGUACUAGAAGUCGAUGACUAUGAAUGGACAAAUUACCAAAGUGGACAGCAGUCGAAAUGAAUCGACAGAAUCGACAGAUCCCAGCGAUUCUGUCGAAGACCGUCCGAUUUUAUCGGAGGAGUUUCAACUGCUUUCUACUUAAGAUUAGAGGGCUUCCAAGUUGAAGCCCUUCCUUAAUCGAAAUGAAAAUGCGGAAGAUCCGGUCGCAGCCUGCAGGUAAAGCCUUGAUCACCGCCUUAAAUAAUUUUGAUGCAGUAGCAAUUUCCCUCAAGCACAAAGUGAAUGUUCUACCCUUCGCUUCUAUUAUAGUACUAGAAGUCGAUGACGACGACGAGGAGCAUGAAAUUUUUCCUAUCCUCUUGUUCGUGUGUUUGAUAGGGAGUGACCUACAAUUCUGGGUCCUCAGAAAUUAUAAGGGUCGUCCUUCUGUAACCAUAUAAAUUAUAUAUAAGUCCAGUCACCAGCGACGCUUGAAAAAGCACAAAAAUAUAGUGAUUUUGAUUGUAGACCACUGCAGGUAUUGUAGACCACUGCAGGUAUUGUAGACCACUGUAGGUUUUCCCUCUAAGAGUUACGAUGUAUCUGAUCUGCCUCUCCAAGGUGCCAGUGGAUUGCGGAUAUGCGCGAACAAACAAGGAACUAAAGUGCAUUAAGGGUAGGUUUUAGGUGUUCCUGUUACCGUUUGUCAUGGCCCUCCUAAGGGAGACAGGCGUAAUAAAUGGGAAACAGAAACACCAAGAAGACCCUAGUACCUCUAGGAAUGAGUGCCGCCCUCUUCUAAGCGUACGGGGGAAAACAAAGCCCACAUGCCACCGGAGACAAAGUGCGACGGUGGCCCAUGUACUAGCGCGAGUACGAGUGAAUGUUGCCAAACCUGCCCAACGCAUACGACGCUUAUGAUUGGAAAAGAAAAAGCUUAGUGCCGGCUCUUCUGGCAGGCUAAUAGUAGAACUAAAUGGGACACCGACCACCAGCACCAUGAUGAUGAAUUCACUAGCUACCUAGUAGUAGAAGUCCUAGAAGUAGUGCCGGUGCUCCCAACAAACUCAUUUUUCGUAUUGAUCUUCUAACAAUCCCAGUACAGACACAUUGCAGUGUCAUAAUAUUUGCCGCUGCAAUAACGGAAUGCCGGAAGUAGGAGAUGCGUGUGCAGCUCCUAACGCCAUCGACUGCAAAAGUUGUCACAGAGGCUACGAGCGAAUCCUGCAACACGAAGAAGGUAGCAGGUACGAAUGUCAUUGCAGUUCGUCUCAGGGAUAUGAAUUGAAGUUAAGGCUUUGAUGAUGAUUGAACAAAUUAUUUAUCUUAGAAUCAAUUACAAUUCAAUGAAUUCAUUGGCAAUGAAUAGAGGUCGCGUGCUGCAAAUCUUGACUGGCUUUCACCUUUUAGGUGAAGGCUUAGGUCCCGCGACGCAAAUUGGAAAUUUUUUCUGGCUCGUCUUGGGACUACGAUGAAGUAGCUGUUAAUUUCAGUACGGAAGUAUGCAACAAAGUAAUACAUUUGCAACCAUAAUAUUUAUAGAUACAUAGGUUUUUUACGGCUCUCAACAGUUUAUAUAAUUGAACUAGUUCAAUAGUUCAAUAGUUCAACUUCGGCUUCCUCGGCCGUUUUUACAACCGCAGGAAAUGCAUCAUCCACCGAUGGCUUAGUAUGGUCGUCUGGGGUGCAGUAUGAUGAUAUAGAAGCGCCAGCUGCAGCUGUCCUCCUGUGCAGAUUCAUGAUCACAAGAUACUAGGAUCAUCGUGAGAAGAGAUCGUGAGAAGAGCCCAGAACUUCUCUGCUAAGUAAUUAUAUAAAACGGUAACUGCGUAGACUUCAUCGUGUCUGCAAUUCUUCUCUAAUGAAAAACGGUAACUGCGUACUUCGUGUAUGCAAUUCUUGCCAGUAUGGGGUUGCGGCUCAGGGCACUGCGUGCCCAGAUGAUCGUUAUCGAAGUAAAUGCGCCUCUUGCGACAAAAAUUUUCACAUCAACUUAAGGCAGCUUAUUUCCUAUGAAUAUGUAUAUCUUCUAUUUAAGUACUUUUGUGCGUUUUCCUAGUUAGGACAGCUCCACCACAACAGACUUAAGGCAGCUUUAUAGUAGUUUUUCUUUUUCACUAUCUCGUGCUUGUUCUUUGUCGGGUGAAGAAGUAAAGGUAUAGUUGUCCACCUGUUGUACUUGAUAGAUCGGGUAGGUGUCGCUUAAGGAGGAGGGGCGCACCCAAUUAUAAGUAGAGGGGGAACGACCUGUAGUUGGUGUCGCGAUGAGAGGCUACUCACAAUUUCAUGCUCAUCUCUCUACUGUGAGUCGAAGAAGACUCAGGGAAGAGGAAGUCGUAGGUCCAAUCCGAAUCGAGUAACGCCAUCACAUAAAGAUAGCACUUCUAACCUAGAACGAUGGUCAGUGUCUCUGUCGAAGUUCAGAUGGUCGGGCACUCGUAGACGGAAAUUGCGUCGAAAAGCUCUGUAGUGGAUGCCAGAUUAUGGGAAGUGGAAGAUGAGUUUGAGUUUCUAUCUAUAUUUUUACAAUAUUGUAGAACAGGUGCUUCUGGUCCUGGUGCACAACGAGAAUGAAUACAAUAGAGAAAACAUCCGUGGUACUAGUUCUUGAUACAGAAACUAGAAGCAGGUCGUUAUAUAUUACGUCAGCUAAAGUCUACUAAGUUGCCUCAAGUAGAACAAAAUUGUUGAUAUUACGUCUACGUGGUAGAAAAGGCGGCUUAUCCUAUCCUAUCCUAUCCUUUCCUGUACUUAGUGUUCUAAUAGCAAUGGCGUAGCUGCGAAGGAAAAAGAGUGCCCAUCACAAGGAGGUGACGCCUGUGAGUCCUGCAAUGAGCAUUUUACUUAAGGCUUCUGGCUUAAUAUCACUAUCUUAGUCCAUUUGGACUCAGCGUAUGCUGUGCGAGCGGUUUUCCUUUAUUAAGAUUAAGUCUUCCUCUGGUCUGUCUUUUUUCUAGUUAGGUCGGCUCCACCACAUUUAUUAAGAUUUUUAAGUUAGUAGAAAGAGAAAUCAAGGGUUCAUCUUCUACGUUGUUAAAAAUGAAUGGAAAUCUGAGGCGUCAAGAGGGUUUCCCUGCAGAAUGAUGUCAUGGGAAAUCUUAAGCUAACAGGAACGAAAGACGAAACUGAAGACAAAAAAGGCAAAUCCAAGUGGAUAGAAGUCGUGAAGGGCUCUAGAAGUGCUAAUGUAGGCAUACGGGCAACAAAAAAUGCGUAUGCGACAAGGCGAACUUCCACUACAAUUCUGGAGAAGAAAAAUGCCAAUGCAGAAACUCAGAUGGGAAUGUUCUAGUGUUAUGGCUUUUUCUAGUACGUGUCAGAGUCAGAUAGUAAGUUGUGCGUAGUAUGUAAGUUUAAAGGAGAUUCCGGGAAGUCGUAGGGCCUGUCCGAAUCGACUAGCAUCGUCAUCCUGUCAGUUUAAGGCGUUCUUGUUGUUCUCUCUCGUCAAGAUUCUCUAUAGUCAAACAGCAGUCAUCUUGUUGUCUUGGGUGGAGUCAUUAUUUUUAGAGUAUGAUCGUGAAGUCAUAAUUGUUGUGAGCAGUCUUCUACUCUCAAGGACCAGGUGAAUGGAACCUUGGACCAGGUGAGACCAGUCUACUCUCAAGGAGUCUACCGUUCUCAUUCUAAUAGAGAAAUCUCUUCUAGUCCUGCGCUUCUACUCCCUAGGUCGUAGGCACCACAUCCACAUUCACACUCUAAUAGAGGACGAAACUAAUUGCAUCAAGAAGUCGUGCAGUGCUUGUGAAUAUGGGACGGGAGAGACUGGAACGGGCUGCGUUUCCCAUGGCGGGCCAGACUGCAAGUCGUGCAAUAAGCCUUUCAAUUUGAAGAACAAGCGAUGUGUCUGCGAUGGAACGAAUUUCGUUUUUUUAAGGCGGUAAAAAAGCCCAGCAAUGAAUACCAGGAGGACGGAGAGUUCUUUGUCCUUGUCCUGUUGACUUCACCUUCGUCUUAUGCUUCUUGUAAUUGGAAUCAAUCUCCGCCAAGAAGUCCAAGACCAGGGCUUCUCUGUGCCUGUUCUCUCUCUUCUAAGUUAGUGUCUGUUGUAACCUUCAACUUCAAUAUAACCGGUAGGAUGGCUCUCCAAUAGAGGUUGUACUGUCAGACUGGAUGGCCUCAUAAGUAGACACUAAGAAUAGCUACAAAAGAGGCACCAUGGCAUGACAGUUGCAUACCAAAGCCUGUAAGCCUGUCCUUCUCCUGCUUCGUGUUUCUAAUCCCUGACUCCAAUGCCGGGACUUGUACCUGUCCUGAGCCGUUCAUCUAUGAUGCGUCAGCAACGCCAGCGACGUGCACCUGCCCAGCAAGCUUUCGGUAUGAGCCGAGUGAUGUAAACCAGCCUUGCGCAUGCCGCGAUCAAGACGGAAGAGUCCUCAAAUCACAGCAUGUCUGUAUCGAUAAGGUAUGACUAGGAACUUCUUCCAAAGUGCUACAGUAGCUCGAUGAAACACGAUCAUUAGAUGCCUCCUAACGGCCGUAUUUGAAGUUCUUUAGGAACGAACCACAACCGUUGGAGUUCACCAUCAUCCUUCUCCUCCUUCUCCUCCUCCUCCUCCUUCUCCUCCUUCUCCUCUUCGUCUCUAACACAUGUCUGCUCCUCCUGCAAGUACGGCAAACCUGCGUUGAAAACAGCUUGUCCGACGCAUGGUGGUGAGGACUGUGCACAACCGACAGAUCUUUCGAAUCCGAAUGACCCUAACUUAUGAACUUGAAAUCCUUUUCGCGAACGAACGUGUCAUCUACCUGAUUAGAGGGGAAAUAUAACUGCAGAGCAUCUACAAGUGCAACAUGAUAAAACCAAACUCUUGUUUAUUAUAAAAACAUCAAUCAAGUUACCUCUUGAUCUUGUCAGGCACAUCAAUCAAUCAACCAACAUAGAAGGAGCUCCCAGAAGUUUACUAGAGGGUUACUGGAGAACUUGUGCCGCGGAACUUCAUCCUGUACUCCUUUCUUCAUACGCCGCUUGCUUCGUGGAUUUUGACUUCAAUGUGGAGACGAAGAGGUGCGAGUGCGUGAAAGAGGGAUAUCACUUCUAUGAUCCAGAACUAGGGUCCUCUACAACCUCUUUCGUGGUCGGCGAAAAUGAUACUGAUACAGCAAAUAGUAAUAGAGCAGGUGCAGCUGGUGCACCUUCUUCUUCAGUCAGAACUCCUCUAGGAAAAACUCCAGGAAGGGGAGCACUAGAACACCUUCUAGAACAAGAACAGCGAGAAGAGGAGGCCACGUGUACUUGUCGGGAUGAAGAUGGGAACUUUUUGCAAGACCUAGAUGGCAAAAUCGAAUGCCUCGAAAAGGUUUGCUAUACUUGUUCCGGUGGAAUGUUAAGCUCCGGUCGUAGGUCCUGGUAAAUAAGCUCCUUGUUUGCUAGUAACAUAGACUAUGUUCUUGUAUCAGUUGGUUGCAUUGAUCAUUUGGAUUGGAUCGUAUAACUAGUACCCAAAGAUUAAAUUUUUAUACGGUCAUUCGAGACGCGAUGUAUGUAUCUUCAUGUUUGCACUCAGAUCAAGGGCACUACAACAAUAAUAAAUGUUGAACUUCUAAGAAUAUUUAUAACAGAGUAGUUUAUAGCACGCAUGGUGCAUGGAGUAGCAUGGACUGCAUGGAGCGCAGAGCUUUAAGGGGCGCAAGAAGCUCCCCCUUUAGCUCCAUGCUACUCCAUGUGAUCCAUGCACUCCAUGCCAUGCGAGCUGUGCAACCUUAUAAAUUGCUCUGUUAUAAGGGCGAAAAUAAGUUUUAAGCAACAACUCUUCUAAGAAAGCCAGCACGUGGCAAGAAUUGUACCAUCCAUGGAGGUAGCAAUUGUACGGAAGGCACGGGAUUGGCGCAUUCGAAAGAAGAAAAGUUGCUAGCAAGCUCAACAUUUAUGAUAAUUCCUUUUCCCUCAUAAAUUCUAGGUUAGUCCAUCCAUCCAAAGUAAAUUUAAACGAAAACGUGGGACACGUAGUACAUGUUCAUCUUCAUUGCAGCGCGUAAAUAGGGAAGGACGAACAAGGGGACUAGACCUAAGAACAGGGUGUCUAAGUCUAUACGAUAUCAUGACCAAAAUUGGUUCCCAUCUGACUCGUUGCCAUAUAAGUACUUGAGCUUCAUCUCGUCUUACUUCUACUUGUACGUGAUCUCAAGAACCUCAGACUCAGUAGUACCAUUCAUAGACGCAUCGGGAGCGAGCGCAGUGACCAAGUAUGUCGUUCUCGCGGGAGUAUUUGUGUUUAUCUUCGUUCUGCUGGAGUCCGGAGAGGAAGCAGUUGAGGUGGUAGAAGAAAUUCAAUAGAAGUACUGGUGGUAGAAGAAAUUCAAUAAAAGCGCUCAAAGCACUAAGUAAAACAACCGGUUAGUUUUCACCUCUACAAUUCUAGGCUUUUCCCGUGCAACAAUGAAAGUACUAGUUCGCGACCUUCUGGAAUAAUGUGGAUGCGGGGGGAUGGGGUUGGGGUGCUGGCUCUUGAAGAGGUCCAGUGCGGUCCUCGUUGUUGUUCGACUAUGUUGUACAAGGUUGUACAAGGUGGGAUCUCAGACAGUCACCCCAGUGCUGGGUGUGGACAUGACGAAUGACGGCCAAAACCCGUUAUGGUGCUGUUGAUGGUCCUUUUUGCUGCUAAUUUGACAAACUAACAGGAGCACAUAAUAAUCUCAACCUUGCAAUGUAGUUUCAUCAAUUUUGCUUCCUGUACCCAGCAGUGUGAUCUUCGUCCACCACUAGGGUACGACGAUUCUAGACUUCGUAGAUCAUGCUAUAGUGAGAAGAUGACUACUUGAGACGCACUGAUGAUGAUGUUCUCACAGUGACAGAACCAUUGGAAUCAGUCAGAAACAAAUUUCCUUGUUUGCGGAUCGCACCACGCCAUUGAAAAAGAACAAGAGUUUCAAGAG